AUGGAUACCAAGCAUGCACAUAUAGCUAAUCGGUCUUAUGAGGAUUAUGAUCCUGUGUACAACUGGCGUACAGAAGAGAACCGUGAUACCGUUGAACUUCAUCUUCCAGGUUUUAAGAGAGAGCAUAUACGAAUUCAAAUCGACCAUCUUGGUUUUUUGAUAAUAAGUGGAGAGCGUCCGUUGGAUGGAACUAGAUGGAGACGUUUCCAGAAAGAAUUUGAACUCCCAUCAAAUUGCAUUGUAGAUGAUAUUUAUGGUAAUUUCAUGCAAAGCAUUCUUUCGGUGGUAAUGCCAAAGAAAAUUCCUCAGCAAGAGGAAAUCACUGAAUUUGUGCACAAGAAAGAUUUAGAGAAAAAGGGGUUUGCAGAAAAGACAGAAACCACAGCCAAAGAAGCACUAGCAGAAGAUACUCAUAUUAAUCGAGAGGAGCAAGAAACAGAUCACUACCAGUUUGCAGAAAAAAAUGAUGUGGGGUUAACACCAGAAACGACUAGAGAGAUUGCCCUCAAAUUCAUGGUUGUUAUAAUUGUGCUAUUGGUUAUAGCAAGUUAUGUAGCAGAUAUGAGCAAAAGCAUCAUGACUCAAGCUCAAUCAUAUUUUAACAAUUAG
Messenger RNA from Gastrolobium bilobum, 609 nucleotides. Its product is annotated as inactive protein RESTRICTED TEV MOVEMENT 2-like. The coding region runs from base 1 to 609 and encodes 202 amino acids. Lineage: Eukaryota; Viridiplantae; Streptophyta; Magnoliopsida; Fabales; Fabaceae. The transcript is spliced from 2 exons. The record is from RefSeq and is a predicted model, not a curated record.